Molecule: messenger RNA, 2438 nt
Organism: Dryobates pubescens (Downy woodpecker)
Lineage: Eukaryota; Metazoa; Chordata; Aves; Piciformes; Picidae
Gene: CCDC3
Product: coiled-coil domain containing 3
Exons: 3
Coding region: 458-1315 (285 amino acids)
Biological process (GO): negative regulation of gene expression
Cellular component (GO): extracellular region
Source: RefSeq, a predicted model, not a curated record
CUUUGCCUCUCUGCCCCUUCGCAUCUCUGCCUUUUCCCAUCCCUCCCCUUUCCGUCUCAGCUCCUUGCGUCUCUGCCCCUGUUCACCCCCUGCCCCUCGUCCCUUCGCAUUUCUUCCCCUUUUCACCCAUCUCUGCCUGCUUGGGUCUGAUCCCUUUGGGUGUCUGCCUCCUGACACCCUCCAUUUCACCAUCCCCCCAUACGCCCCUUUUCACCCCCUUCCUUUUGCCUCCCCGCCCCUCCCCGCCUUGCUGCCUCUCUGCCUUCUCCAUCCCGGCUCCUUUGCACAUCUCCUCCAGGGCCCCCCCGGUUCCCCUCAACCUCUGGGGCAGCCUGCAGUGGCUCCGUGCCGCUCACCCCUCUCCAGCGCCUCCAACACCCCCUUAACCUCUUCCCCUCCCUACCUGCCCUCCCGCCCUCUCCUGCGCGCCCCGGGCCCGGCCGCGGAGCCUUCCGCGAUGCCGCCUCCUCCGCGGCUGCUGCCGCUGCUGGUGCUGAGCUUGGGGCUGGGGGGACGGGUGGGAGGCGGGGGCGGCUGCCAGCUGCCGACAGAGUGGCGGCCGCUCAGCGAGGGCUGCCGAGCCGAGCUGGCCUCGAUCAUCGUCUAUGCGCGGGUGCUGGCGCUGCACCCCGACCCCUACGGCGCUUACAACUACCUGCCCUGGCAGAGGGGCCCACCCGCCGGCCCCCAGCAAGGAGCGGAGGGACUCUUUUAUUCGGCCGAGAUCGAACUGCUGUGCGACCAGGCGUGGGGCAGCAUGCUGGAGGUGCCCGCCGGCUCCCGCCUCAACCUCACCGGCCUCGGCUACUUCUCCUGCCACUCGCACACCGUCAUGCAGGGCUACGCUUAUUUCUUCUUCCUGCGAAUGGAUGAGAAUUACAUCCUCCUGCCACAUGGAGUCAACUUCCAGGAGGCAAUCUUCCCAGACACCCAGGAGAACAGAAGGAUGUUUGCCAGCCUUUUCCAGUUUUCUAACUGCUCACAGGCACAGCAUGCCUCAAGUUUCUCCAGUGACUGGGAGAUUCAAGAGGACAAUCGGCUUAUGUGUUCCUCAGUCCAGAGAGCCUUGUUUGAGGAGGAGGACAGAGUGAAGAAGCUGCAGCAGAAAGUGGCGACGCUGGAAAAGCGCAACAAGCAGCUGCGAGAUCGGGUGAAGAAAGUCAAGAGGUCUCUCCGGCAAGCCAGGAAAAACACCAGGCAUGUGGAGCAGAUGAAUCGAAAGCUCAGUGAGAAACUUUCCUCUGCAGGUGGUCAAAUCCCCUACAUUAACUCCUUGAAGCAGGAGAACUCUCAUGCUACCUACCUUAAAGUAUAAUGCAAGGGUAAGUGCUCAGGCCAACAGUAACAGUGAGUUUUGCCUGCAUUAGGUCAGGAUCUGGCUCUCACACUUUGUCUGCACUGUGCUUCAAAUCUUGCAUGGAAAAUGAAUCUGGACUUGCUUUAAACACAGUGCUAGAUUAAACAGAAAGGCAAACUGUGGUGCUGCAGACACAGCCAAAAAGCCAUAUCCUCACUGCCCUUGGUGGAUGUAGGGCCAGAUGAUAAUCUGUGGUUCUCUGCCCUCACUGACCCCCACCUCCAUCACCAGUUUUAGAUUGUCUUUGAUGAAAGUGCUGGUUCAGUCCCAUGGGCCAUUGCAGGCACUUGACACAGGAGCUCAUCUUGGAAAGUCCUGGUGCCAGUUUACCUCCACCACGUGGGCUGGGUGAGCCAGGUCAGAGGGGUAUAUGGAGAUGGAUGUUGUAGGAAGGCAUGAGUGCUCUUUGCUCUGUUAUGGUUGAUCUUUGCUCUAUCAUCACCCCCAAGCUCUCAACCUCCCUUAAGCUUGAUUAAAGUCUGCAUCCAGUGUCUGAACAAAGACUAUGUCCAGGACACUGUCAGUUUGGACCCUCUUCAAAGUGAAGUGUAGAUGUGCCCAAAUUGUCUUAAGACUGAUUAUAAAUAUCCCUAAAUAUACUAAAUAAAAUACCUAAUAUUUUUUAUUUUCCCAGGAAGUGCCUCAGUGGUCUCUAACUCUCUCAGGUGCCUUCAUCAUUGCCCAUCCAAGAGAGUUUUAAUUAUAUCAUUUUGGAACUGUAACUAGGACCUAAUCCACCUCUUGCAAUCAGGAGAGGGUGUAGCCUUCCUGUUAGUGGGUACUGGAUCAGGCCCAGCGGACAAUUUCAGAUCCUGUUUUCAAGCAGGUUUAAUUUGCAGUGUGGAUAAGGCUUCAAGUUUUGUAAUCACUGUUUGAGGUAUAAUGGAGGUUGCUGGGCAGCCCCACAUAGCCACUCAGAUACUGUAGAGACCGCAUCAAUAUCUACAGGGCAUUAAAAAUUAAGGUAGUUUAUGUAUGUAUAUAUUUUAAAAUCCUAUGGAAAAUAUUUUUAUUACACAUUUGAUAUAGUCUACUUUCUUUAAAUAUGAAGCAAAUCCUGUUUGUUGGUUAUCUCAUUAAA